Molecule: messenger RNA, 708 nt
Organism: Striga hermonthica
Lineage: Eukaryota; Viridiplantae; Streptophyta; Magnoliopsida; Lamiales; Orobanchaceae
Source: the annotation of a GenBank genome assembly
AUGGCAAAUUCCUCAGUAAACCUAAAGCUACUGAUAGACAGCCGAGCGAAAAGGGUGUUGUUCGCGGAGGCCGGCAAAGACAUGGUAGAUUUCCUCUUCUACAUACUCUCUUUGCCGGUCGCCAACUUAAUCAGCCUAGUCGGAAAAGAAGAGAUGGUGGGGUCGUUAGCCAACUUGUACGAGAGCGUACAUACGCUGAACGAGACCUAUAUCCAACCGAACCAGACAAAAAACACACUCCUCAAACCGGCUUACCCGGUCCCUGGCUCCACAGCUGUUCCUCUAUUGGCCCUCAAGGACUCUUCCUCGGGUGCUGGUCACAAAACGUUCUAUGGGUGCAGCUGUCCUGAGUAUGGUACUGGCUAUAUGAGCUAUGUUAGUGAUGGCCCAAAUGCCACCUGUCCAAGCUGCAACCGAUUAAUGUCAAGAGAAGUGACUUACGUGGCCCCACCCGUUGUGAAAAAGGUGCCGUCUGGUCCGGAAGGCGGGUUCGUGAAGGGGGUGGUGACUUACAUGGUGAUGGAUGAUUUGGUGGUGACUCCUAUGUCGACAAUCUCUAGUAUUACUCUGCUUAAUAAGUUCAAUGUCAAGGAAGUUGGAGCUUUGGAGGAGAAGGUGGUCAGUGUGGGCAUGUCCGAGGCUGUGAAGUUGGUGAAGGCUUCACUGGAGACCAAGAAUGUGCUCACCCAUGUUUUCCUGCGCCGUUGA